Messenger RNA from Grammomys surdaster, 1728 nucleotides. RefSeq names its product membrane associated ring-CH-type finger 11 (gene Marchf11). Gene Ontology annotation, molecular function: zinc ion binding; ubiquitin-protein transferase activity. The coding region runs from base 212 to 1405 and encodes 397 amino acids. Gene Ontology annotation, biological process: protein ubiquitination. The transcript is spliced from 4 exons. NCBI's taxonomy places the organism in Eukaryota, Metazoa, Chordata, Mammalia, Rodentia, Muridae. The record is from RefSeq and is a predicted model, not a curated record.
AGAGCCGAGCCGGCGGCUCCGCUGAACAGCCGCCUCUGCGGCCGCCGCGCCGGUCCUCCGCGUCCUGGUCCCGCCCUCCUAGUCCCUGUGCCCCGGUUCCCCUUCCCGUCCUCCUCCUUCCUCCCUCUCCAGCCUCCCCUUGAGCUCUCUCUGGCUGCAGUCCGCGCCCGGCCCGCCACCGGGCGGGCAGGAGGACGGCGGCAGCUCCACCAUGAGCGACGAGGGCAGCAAACGGUGUAGCCGGGCGGAUAGCCUCGAAGCUGAGCCACCUCUGCCCCCGCCGCCCCCACCCCCGCCUCCGGGAGAGUCGUCCCUGGUUCCCACCUCCCCACGCUACCGGCCGCCGCUACCCGCGCCUCUAGAGCGCAUCGUAGGGUCGGGCGAGCCCCCGGUAGAACUGGCCCCUCGGCGCAAGGGCGCAGGUGAGCCGCUGCCGCCGUCUCUGUUGCCCGGCGACCAGGAGGUGUCGGCAGCGGGCGACUCCCACGAAGGUCCUAGGUGCCUUCCGGAGGUGAAGCUCCCCGAGGCUGCGGCCGGGAAAGGCAGCCCGGGGGAGCCCGAGGCCGGCGCGUGCCGGGAGGGCGAGCGGCGAGACACGGGAGACCAGCCUGAGACACGCUCCGUGUGUAGCAGCCGCAGCAGCAGUAGUGGUGGCGGUGGCGACCAGCGCUCGGGGCAUCAGCACCAGCAUCAUCAGCCCAUUUGCAAGAUCUGCUUCCAGGGCGCGGAGCAGGGUGAGUUGUUAAAUCCUUGCCGAUGUGACGGGUCUGUUCGGUACACACAUCAGCUGUGUCUUCUAAAGUGGAUCAGUGAAAGGGGCUCCUGGACCUGUGAACUGUGCUGUUACAGAUACCACGUCACAGCCAUUAAAAUGAAGCAACCUUGCCAGUGGCAGAGCAUUUCUAUAACACUGGUUGAGAAAGUUCAGAUGAUCGCUGUAAUCCUAGGAUCCCUGUUCUUAAUAGCGAGUGUGACUUGGCUCCUCUGGUCAGCCUUCAGCCCCUAUGCAGUGUGGCAGAGGAAGGACAUCCUUUUUCAAAUCUGCUAUGGAAUGUAUGGUUUUAUGGAUCUAGUGUGCAUAGGCCUCAUCGUCCACGAAGGAGCUGCAGUUUACAGAGUGUUUAAGCGAUGGCGAGCUGUUAAUUUGCACUGGGAUGUAUUAAAUUAUGACAAAGCCACAGACAUUGAAGAAAGCAGCCGAGGAGAGUCUUCCACAAGUAGGACUUUGUGGUUACCAUUGUCAGCUCUGAGGAACAGGAACUUGGUCCACCCCACGCAACUAACCUCACCACGGUUUCAGUGUGGCUAUGUGCUAUUACAUCUGUUUAAUCGGAUGAGGGCCCACGAGGAUGUAUCAGAAGAUAACGGCUCUGGUGAGGUAGUGAUGAGAGUGACGUCUGUGUGACAGAUGUACUCGACAGGAGAGUGUGGAAACCUGCACAUUUCGGAAUGUAAUUGCAAUGAAUGGCAAAACCAUAGCACUUCUAUGUACAUCCAUGAACUUUUUAAAAUCUAUGCUUUUUAUAUGAACAUUUGAAUUGCAAAUACAUUUUUCUGAAAAAAAAAAAGAGUCUCCUUGUUUGCUUUGUGACUUGUCACAUCUUUUUAAAGUUAGUUACUGAAAUUGUCAUAUGGGUUAUUUAAAUCUACCUGGUCAAAGGAAUAAUGAAGGAAAUCAUUAAGACCUAAGGUAUCUUUCUUGCUUAUUCUAAAUAUAUGUGUAUCAAA